Colletotrichum truncatum is the source of this 939-nucleotide messenger RNA. RefSeq lists its product as uncharacterized. The record is from RefSeq and is a predicted model, not a curated record. Lineage: Eukaryota; Fungi; Ascomycota; Sordariomycetes; Glomerellales; Glomerellaceae.
AUGUCGGCCCUGAACAUUUCAUCUCUGCUCCAGACAGAGCAACCAGUCAACCACGAGGACGAAGGCCAUCGGCUUUUGGAGGAUGUUUUCCAACAGUAUCAGCGCAAAAUUCCUGUCAAAAGUAAGGAGGAGGCUGUGUUAUCAUAUUACUGCAACCUCGUCAUCCAUGCCACCAAAUGCUCAGGCUAUUUCGCCGAGCAGCUCACGGAUGAAAAGAGUCUGCAGUCGACAGGGUACACCAUUGUAGAUCAAGCGUAUUGCUCAAGGACUCAUGGCGUGGGAAUUCUCGAGCUCGCAAGAGACCAGCGCAAGACUCUUCGACAAUUAAAGGAAGUGGCCUGCAAGGCUGUGAAAGAUAUGCAGGAUAUCAUGCAACAAUUAUCUCCUGUAGAAAGGAGUCCCGAAGAGCCCACCAGGCACCAUGCGCCUACGGAAUCCAGCUCCAGGUCGUCCAUCUCCACGUCCACAGGGAUGGGGGUUUUCUCUGCUGUUGCGUCGCAAUCGUCCAUCGCGACAUCUCAUGCUUACAGCGACCGAAGGUCAAUGAGCCCAGGUUCCCCACAAUAUGACGACGUUGUCGAUGAGAUGAGGGACGACGAAGACUAUGACAAUGUUGGAGACAAUGACACGAACGAUGAUGUUAAGGACGGGCCAAGAGGAUGGAAUAUGGAUACUCUGAAGCACCGAGGGAAAGGCACCUACCAGUGUCCUCAUUGGCGGACUUGCCAGAAAGGAGGCCAAAAUCCGAACGGCGGCCCUAAAAUCUUUAGCCGCAACUGCAUGUUCAGACAACACUUACAAAAGCACUCCAAACCUCACAAAUGCAGACUGCCCGGGUGCCCGAACAAAGAGGGCUUUGCAAGAAAAGAUCAACUUGUCAGGCAUCAGCAGAAUGUGAAGCACGAUCAGCCUUAUCCCAUCCCUAUGUCUCGAAGGUAG